GUUAUCUCAGUGCUCUUCACACAGUCAGGUGAACACUCGGGACAUGUUGCGCGUGUUCCUACGCUCUCUGACUCUGCGAGCUCCUAUGUGAGUCUGUGUGGAAUGUUCUGGUAGUUUUCUUCACUUGACACGGACAUGGAGCAUCUGGACGUGGAGGCUCUGAACUUCACGGUGGAGGCUGUGACGGGGCAGCCUCUGUGUGAGGAGUGGCGGGAGUCCGCGGAGGGCUCCGUGUUCCACCUCGCCAACAUCCUCCUCUUCCUUGGCUUCAUGGGUGGCAGUGGUUUCUACGGCCUCCUCUACCUCUUCACCUUCCUCACUCUGGGCUUCUUCUGCUCCACCCUAUGGGCCUGGGGGGACCCGUGUACCACGGACUCUUUCCUGUGGAGCUUUGCCCUGUUCGGGGUGUGUCUGGGACAGUUGCUGCAUGUCUCCUACCGCCUGAGGAGCGUGUCCCUCAGUGAGGACUUCCAGGAGCUCUACAACUGCAUGUUCAAGAAGCUGGGGGUGUCGCUCACACACUUCGGGAAGAUAGUGACCUGCUGUGAGGGGGACAUCCACACCUUAGAGAGGGACCAGUGCUUCGCCGUGGAGGGGAAGACCGCCAUAGACAAGCUGUCAGUGCUGCUGUCCGGCAGAAUCCGUGUGACGGUUAACGGGGAGUUCCUGCAUUACAUCUACCCCUUCCAGUUCCUGGAUUCACCUGAGUGGGACUCUCUCCGACCUUCAGAGGAGGGGGUAUUCCAGGUGACGCUGCGUGCCGAUAACCCCUGCAGAUAUGUGGCGUGGAGGAGGAAGAAACUCUAUCUGCUCUUUGCCAAACAUCGCUACAUAGCUAAGAUCUUUGCCCUGGUGGUGCGCAACGAUAUCACAGACAAGCUGUACUCUCUCAACGACAAGGCUUUCGACAACUCCGGGCACCGCUACGACCUGCGCUUACCCAGUUACUGUCACAUGCCUGGGACCGAAUUAGAAAAGGCAGAUGUCUUCCUGCAAGUGCCGCUGCAGGGGCCAAGGACUGCCUAA
Eleginops maclovinus (Patagonian blennie) is the source of this 1026-nucleotide messenger RNA. RefSeq names its product popeye domain containing 3 (gene popdc3). The record is from RefSeq and is a predicted model, not a curated record. Lineage: Eukaryota; Metazoa; Chordata; Actinopteri; Perciformes; Eleginopidae. The coding region runs from base 136 to 1026 and encodes 296 amino acids. Gene Ontology annotation, biological process: heart development; regulation of membrane potential; skeletal muscle tissue development. Gene Ontology annotation, molecular function: cAMP binding. The transcript is spliced from 3 exons. Gene Ontology annotation, cellular component: sarcolemma.